Dendroctonus ponderosae (mountain pine beetle) is the source of this 2423-nucleotide messenger RNA. Its product is annotated as protein ovarian tumor locus. Lineage: Eukaryota; Metazoa; Arthropoda; Insecta; Coleoptera; Curculionidae. The transcript has 12 exons. The coding region runs from base 25 to 1857 and encodes 610 amino acids. The record is from RefSeq and is a predicted model, not a curated record. Gene Ontology annotation, biological process: protein deubiquitination. Gene Ontology annotation, molecular function: cysteine-type deubiquitinase activity.
GGAAGCCUUCAGUGUAAGUCAAACAUGUCUCGAAAAAUUCGAAAUCCCCAAAACAUAGACAAGUGGUUGGAAGGCCUAGACUUGUACAGAAAAAGCAUUGCUUACGAUGAGACCUGUUUAUUUAGAGCUGUGAGUGAACAGCUAUUUGAGUGCCAAAUAUACCAUGAAAGAGUUCGCACAGAGUGUAUUGCGUUUGCGAAAAAUCAUUUUGAUCAAUUUAACCAUUUCGUUCCAAAUGAAGAGCUCUGGAUGGAACAUCUGCUCAAAUUGGAGAAACACAUGUUGGUCUGUGGAGAUCUAGAAUUGCAAUUAAUCAGCCGCACCUACAAUCGGGAUAUUCUCCUUGCCGUACCCAAAGAACAGGAAAUAGUUGAUAUUACCAAACGAGAUUUUCCCACCACUCCUCUAAUGCUGUGCCUUGUAGACGAUGAUCAUUAUGAUGCUGUGUACAAAAAAGAGCAAAUCAACGACGCCGGUUUCUGCCAAUCCAUCGUCUAUAAGUCACUAUAUGAACAGGUGUUUGAGAUCCCAAAUGUGGAUCAAAUAGCUAAUGCAAUGCUCUUCAACAAGGUUGCAGUCAUCAGCAAAGAUAAGCAUGAAGAGAAGCAUGGCGAAGAAGAGCUGGUAAUUAAGGAUAAUCUGGAUAAUGCUAUUAUAGCUCCAUUUCCUUAUAAGGUGGCCAAAGCUCUUCAUCCAGAUAUUUACAGGAAUAUUGAAUAUGAUUCUUGGAACAAUAUGAGAAAAGAAUUUAGACUUGCCAAUUGGUACAAAGGCGACGAUAAACUAACCAUCGGUACCAAGUGCGUUUUAAAUGAUGAAAAAACUGGUAAACCGAUGGAAUGUUACAUUCAAAAGUUGGACAAAGAAGAAGACAAAUGCAUGGUUUAUAUAACCAAAUUGGCUGAAUUGAAAUGGGUUUGCUAUCUAGAUUUAGCUCCAGAACCUAAUGCAAAACCCUGGCCGUUACCUCAUAGAUUCAACAAAUCAUUUGAAACAACGCCCACAACCAAACUGGCCCCAAUGGAGAAAAUAAAAUCAGCGCGUCGAAAAAAUAGCAACUUCCAGCAACAAAGUGCAAGUGUUGGCGAUUUGCCCAGUAUCGAAGCUGAUGUUAGGAACUAUACUGGAGUGACGCUGCAAAAAUUGGAUAUUCGAAAUAAUAACUCUGAACCUUCACGAGAAACACACGAGGCGAACAGCUCGGAAAGUCUGACCGCGCCUAGUACUACUCAAUUUUCCGAAAGAUGUCAGUGGGAACCAUCUUACGCUUAUUAUCCACAAACACCUGACUCACAAGACUCCGCCCCGUAUGGCGAAUAUAAACCGAUGAUGGCCUCCGCCCCAGUAACACCAAAUGUUGUUCCCUACUAUGAUACUUCGUAUCCAUUCUACUUCAACUAUCACAUUCCCCAUUAUUCUCCGUAUCCGUUAACGCCUCUUACGCCGUUGACGAACUCAUCGGUUGCGCAAAAUGCCCCGGAACAUGUUGGGGAACUGUUAGAGCCUCCACCAAACUAUCUAGUGAACCCAUGCGGAUCGCCACAUGACGUUCAACAAAAUCUCACCCCACAGAACUUCGCGUAUGUUCAACAGCCGAUGGAUUUGAGCCCUCAAGUUCUCAACUACCCUCCAGGGUCAUCGGUGAUUUACACAUCGAUUCCCCAAGGAAAUAUGACCAUGGUGGUGCCUACGUCCCCCACAGUCGUGUAUACUCCAACCAACCCUAUUCCAGCCCAUAUGUCCUACAUGACCACAAAUUUCCACAAUGGAGAUUCUUCGGUUCCGCUGUAUCAGCCGACGAAUGAGCACGGGUUUAUUUUUCACCCGCGGGAAUCCGCUGUAGAACAAUUAGUCUAAAACUGUUCCUUUGCAUUAAAAGUAAGUAGUACCUUUCUACUAUUCAUACCGUUUCGGUGCAAAGUCUUAAUUUAUUAUUUAAGGUUUUCUUUUGAACGGAGUAAACACUUUAUUUUUUUGGGUGGAUCUAAGGCAUUCUGGUCAACGUGAUUUAGUUAAAUUUCCCUUAAAAAUUGAUGAUCGUCUGGUGCUGCAUCGCAGCUCAUGUCGUUUACCAUCAUCCAUUUUUUCACCUUUUUUUUUAACCGAAAAAGUUGUUAUCAACGUAUCAAAAUUUGUAUACAAUUUGCAAUGAUUGGAACUGGAAUGUCUUAAGUCUCGAUUUCAUGCAACGGAAGAAUGUUUAGUGCAAUCGCUGCAAAGCUGUGAUUCUACCCGAAAGGUGAUCAAUCUUAAUUAAUUAAUUAAUUAAAUAGUCUUCUGAGUGACUUUCAAGUUAGAAAUUAGUUAAUUAGAAGCUAAAACCGUUUGUAGCUCAGUACAAACCUUGGGAGAAACAGAACUUUAUGUUAGUUGCAAUAUUCAGAAUUUGUUUUUUAAUGUAUUAAAUUGUUUGUAAUUAAAAA